AUGGUCUGGCAUAAAAUCUUACAGAAAUUCAACAUUGCGUGGACCUUCUUAGAAGACUUGCAGCAGUUUAUCAUCAACUGGAAGUGCCCAUCUGCUCACCCUCUGAUUAGACAGUUUUGGAAACUCAUCCCUCAUAUCUGUUGGAAUAUCUGGAAGGAAAGGAACAACAAGAUCUUCCGGGACACUGAUAACUCUGUGGACACGGUGGUUGGCAUAACGGAAAAUAUUCUCAGGGAGAACACUUUGGUCUGUAAAUGGAAAAAACCACAAUCUGCCCCUCUAGAGAUGGAUUGUAAUUGGGUUAGGACAUGGAAUAUACCUAACGACUUCCUCCGAUAUGAGAAUUCUAAAAGGAUGGAGAGGCUCAACACUAGAUGGUCGACCCCAUCCUCCUCAUGGCUCAAACUUAACUUUGAUGGCGCCACUCGUAGUGGAGUUGCGGCAGCAGGUGGAAUUAUAAGGGAUAGCCUGGGCAACCUAAUUCUGGCCUAUGUUGGGAAUCUUGGCUCUACCUCUAGUAAUAUGGUCAAAGCCUUAGAGCUCUUUUGGGGGCUUAAAUUGGCUCUCAAUAUUAAUGCUACAAGAUUGAUCAUUGAAGGGGAUUCUAGGCUGAUUAUUGAGGCAACUAAAGGUGUUUCUGGGAUAAGCUGGAUGAUUAGCAGCAUACUCAAGGACAUAUGGUCUAUGAUUGUUUGGCUUGAGGAAUUUCAAAUUCAACAUAUUUAUAGAGGGAAAUUCGGUGGUGGACUCCCUAGCUGCGGCAGGCCUUGA
Messenger RNA from Cryptomeria japonica (Japanese cedar), 771 nucleotides. RefSeq lists its product as uncharacterized. Gene Ontology annotation, molecular function: RNA-DNA hybrid ribonuclease activity; nucleic acid binding. The coding region runs from base 1 to 771 and encodes 256 amino acids. The record is from RefSeq and is a predicted model, not a curated record. The transcript has a single exon. Lineage: Eukaryota; Viridiplantae; Streptophyta; Pinopsida; Cupressales; Cupressaceae.